Molecule: messenger RNA, 1104 nt
Organism: Schistocerca cancellata (South American locust)
Lineage: Eukaryota; Metazoa; Arthropoda; Insecta; Orthoptera; Acrididae
Exons: 3
Coding region: 1-1104 (367 amino acids)
Source: RefSeq, a predicted model, not a curated record
AUGUCACUUGGCGGAAGCACCGGCCAGUGCCCCUCGCGGCAGGUAGUGCCCAACAAAGGGACAAACCAGUCUGCCACCCUGCUCCAGGCCGCCCAGCGGAACGCGUCAGAGCUUUUAGCAGCUCACUGCAACAUCCAGUCUUUACCUGCACAUUACGAGGAACUUAGCCUCCUCUUCAACCAACUAAACUACCACACAGCCCAGCCCAGCCCAGCUCAACCCAGUCCAGCCCAAGCCCGCUCAGCCCAGCCCAGCCCAGCCCAGACCAGCCCAGCCCACCAGAGCAUAGCCCAGCACAGCCCAGCACAGACCAGCCCAGCCCAUCUCAGCACAGCCAAGCCCAGCCCAGCCAAGCCCAGCCCAGCCCAGCUCAACCCAGCGCAGCCCAGCCGAGCCCAGCCCAGCCCAGCACAGCACAGCCCAGCACAGCCCAGCCUAAUCCAGCCCAGCCCAGCCCAGCCCAGUCCAGCCCAGAACAGCCUGGCCCAGCCCAGCCCAGCCCAGCCCAGCACAGCCCAGCCCAGCCCAGCCCAGCCCAGCCCAGAACAGCCCAGCCCAACCCAGCCCAGCCCUGCCCAGCCCAGCCCAGCCCAGCCCAGCCCAGCCCAGCCCAGCCCAGCCCAGCCCAGCCCAGCCCAGCCCAGUCCAGCCCAGCCCAGCCCAGCCCAGCCCAUCCCAGCCCAGCCCAGCCCAAUCCAGCCCAGCCCAGACCAGCCCAGACCAGCCCAGCCCAGUCCAGACCAGCCCAGCCUAGCCCAGCCCAGCCGAGCUUAUCCCAGCCCAGCCCAGCCCAGCCCAGCCCAGCCCAGCCCGGCACAGCCCAGCUCGGCCCAGUCGAGCGGAUCCCAGCCCAGCCCUGCCCAGCCAAGCCCAGCCCAGCCCAGCCCUGCCCAGCCCUGCCCAGCCCAGCCCAGCCCAGCCCAGCCCAGCCCAGCCCAGCCCAGCCCAGCCCAGCACAGUCCAGCCCAUCCCAACCCAGCCCAGGCCAGACCAGCCCAGCCCAGCCCAGCGCAGCCCAUCCCAGCACAGCCCAGCCCAGCCCAGCCGAGCCCAAUUCAGCCCAGCCCAGACCAGCCCAGCCCAGCCCAGCCCAGCACAGCCUAG